AUGGCAGCCAAUGAAUUCUCGCUGGCCUACCAUGAGCCAUCAAUCACCACAAUCAUCAUACUCUCCGGCUUUCUUCUGCUGCUGAACACCGUCAACUAUGGCCUUGAUAAGCUCGUAUACUGCGGUCUCAUUGGCCAGGUCUUCCUAGGCAUCGCAUGGGGUACGCCCGGCGCGAAAUGGCUGUCGGAAGAGAUGGAGAACUCGAUAAUGCAAUUAGGAUACCUUGGGUUGAUCCUGAUCGUGUAUGAAGGUGGUCUUUCCACAUCUUUCAAAUCUCUCAAGGCAAACCUGCUCCUCUCGAUCGGAGUCGCAAUCACCGGCAUCGCCGUACCUAUCGGUCUUUCUUUCACCCUCCAAUCUCUCGUCGGUGCCUCGCCCUUGCAGGCCUUUGCUGCCGGCGCCGCGCUCUGCUCUACCAGCCUAGGCACUACUUUCACGGUUCUCGGGACCAGUGGGCUCUCCACGACACGUCUGGGCGUCGUGUUGACUAGUGCCGCCAUGAUGGACGAUGUAGUAGGCCUCAUAAUGGUGCAGGUCGUAUCAAACCUCGGCGGGGGCGGCGGUGGUGGUUUCAAUGCCGUAACCGUCAUCCGCCCUGUCUUCGUGUCACUGGGAUUCUCAAUCGUGGUCCCAGCGGUGUGUAAACUCAUCAUUCAGCCAGUCACACUCCGUCUAAAUGCAGUCAGAGAGAACAACCCCGGCUCUAAGAUCAAUCGCCUGUUACAGCUACGGCAGACUGCAUUUGUCAUUCAUACUAGCUGGCUAUUUGGUCUUGUUGUUGGCGGAACGUUUGCCGGCACAUCAAGUCUGCUGGCCGCGUAUGUUGCCGGGGCUACAGUAAGUUGGUGGGAUUCGGAAGUACCGCAUGUUGCGACGCGAAGCAACGACAGCAGCGCGGAAGUUGAGGAUUCUACAGCCACAGUGGCAGAAGCUGAACCAGUAAUCGGCAACUCUGGCGUGGAAAUAUACGAGAACUACUACCAACAAGCCGUGGAGCGUGUCCUGAAACCGUUCUUUUUCGCUUCUAUCGGCUUCUCGGUCCCCAUUACGAGAUUGUUCUCUGGUCCCAUCGUCUGGCGUGGUGUCGUUUAUACCAUACUAAUGAUGAUUGGUAAAAUUCUAUGCGGCUUUUGGCUUCUGUCAUACGCUAGCCCACUGCUUACCAUACAACGUAUCACAAAGAGGAUCUCUGGAACGGGAAAGAAACAGCCCAAAAAGCUUAGCCCCGGAGCGCAGUGUAACAGCAGCACAUCCGAAUCCCAUGCAGAUAACAACAAGGGCCAGCAACAGCAGCAGCAGCAGCAGCAGCAAACUGGGCAGGGAAAUCAGACUGAAGAUAUCCCUCUGCAGCCUGUAGGGACCCGUCGACCCGAAGCAAUGCCGAAAAAUGCCUCUCCCCAGCCGGAGAUGCCGGUUUCUGUGUACCCGGCCUGUAUUCUCGGUUUCGCCAUGGUCGCCCGCGGCGAGAUCGGCUUCCUCAUCUCUGCCGUCGCCGAAAGCACUGGCAUCUUUAGUGGGGGUUCGGGGAGCCCCGCGGAGCCUUCAGAGCUGUUUCUUAUUGUCACAUGGGCCAUUUCCCUCUGCACCAUCGUUGGGCCGAUUUCCGUGGGCCUCUUGGUAAAUCGUGUCAAAAGGCUGGAGUUGCAUGGCGGGAAAGGUACGGCCGAAGGCAGACGGAAUGUUCUCGGCAGUUGGGGAGUCAGCUAG
Colletotrichum truncatum is the source of this 1707-nucleotide messenger RNA. Its product is annotated as sodium/hydrogen exchanger family protein. Gene Ontology annotation, biological process: proton transmembrane transport. The record is from RefSeq and is a predicted model, not a curated record. Gene Ontology annotation, cellular component: membrane. NCBI's taxonomy places the organism in Eukaryota, Fungi, Ascomycota, Sordariomycetes, Glomerellales, Glomerellaceae. Gene Ontology annotation, molecular function: antiporter activity.